AUGUCUUCCGUGACUAUCCUUCAUCGUCAUUCAGCGGUCUCCCAUCGCUUACCUCUCUUGGAAGAACUUAAUUCGAGACGCUUUUUAUCGACUAGCGUUCACGUUCCAAUUGCAAUAACUCAAGACUACCCUAAAGGAACACAUUUCCUCCAAGAUUUACCAAUUUUCAUCCCUUUCGUUCUCCGAUACGACCUAGUUCCACAACUUUGCCAGCAGUUUUGCUCAGAUCAGCUCGCCGAAGAAAGAUCUUCAUGCACCGACAACUCUCCACACAACAAGCAA
Opisthorchis viverrini is the source of this 282-nucleotide messenger RNA. RefSeq lists its product as hypothetical. The record is from RefSeq and is a predicted model, not a curated record. NCBI's taxonomy places the organism in Eukaryota, Metazoa, Platyhelminthes, Trematoda, Opisthorchiida, Opisthorchiidae. The transcript has a single exon. The annotation marks the transcript as partial.